UUUCGCUCGUCUAGACUGACCGACGAUUUAGACGGAUUGUAAAUGACCGCUAAACACGUCCUGUGUGAAAAUGCCUUUAAUUUUAACAUGUUUGAGAAGCCUCGCCGAACCCACACAUUCGCCGCAGAUUGGUAAAGAGACGCACGCGCUCUCUGACAGCGCGUUCAGCGUGAAGGAGGCGUAUCAUUACUCUCAGUCAUGAGGUUCCUCUGCUCGGGAGUGUUUUUAAUCAACCUCGGGGCUCAGCAGCUUUAAGAAGAGGAAAGAAGCCUUCAGAGAAACUUUCCCCUCUGUUUUGAUACCCGGGCCGUUGAAAACGAGUCUUCACAACCAGCUCUGGCGCACGUCGAAUUAAUUCAAGCGUUUACACGAUCAUGUUAUGAAGCGUUUCUCAGAUACGCGCGCAUUUACACAGCGCGUGGGAUUCCUGAACUGUGUGUUUGAGCGUGAUCCGGAGGGAUGAUGUGGGGACCAAACGCACAUUCCCAAUGGUAUGUGUAUGUGUCUUGACUCUAGCCAGGAACGUUUGUGCAGAAGUGGGAAUGAUUUUCCGUGGGAUCUGGGCACUCCGCCGGAGGUACUGCACGGGUCCCCUUCUGCUGCUGGGGAUAGCGUUUGGGCUGUUUUAUCACACUGUGACUAUUGACCGGGACAGAACUGAGUUCAAGUCCAGUCAUCGGGACCAAAGGAACAAAUCUGCGGUGUUUGAUUAUAAACUACUCCUCAAGAACCCAGAGAGACUCAUAUCUCUACUUGAAGCAUCACAGACAGAUCGUUUUGUUUAUCAUUCUAAGCGCAGCUGUGUGGGAAAAGCCAUUAUUCUGACGGGCCAACAUGCCCCGACGGACACUGAGGUCCAGUUGUACCAGAGAGUCCUACAGCAGCAGGGGUAUCGAGUGGAUCAGGCCCGUUACGCAGAGACCAGCGCCUCACUCAGACAGGACAGAAGAGAUGGAAGAGACUGGUCCAUCUUGAUAUGCCUAAAGGGCUCUGAAAAAAGUUGCCUGCGAAAAAUCAACUUCGCCCAUCCACAGCACCAACAAAUGGUUAACAUAAUACCAGCCUUUGCAGGAGUGUUUCUGGACAUGGGCGGAGUCUGCCGGUUUCUGACGGACAGCCAGCUGUCAGGAGUGACAUUACCAAUACGUCCUUCUGCCUGCGCUUUUUCCACAUCUCCACAAGAGGGAACCCCGAAUGUUGCUGAAGAUGAAUGGAGGCGGCCAAUCACAUUCAGCCAUUCGGACACUCAGAGCAUGAAUGCCACCAUAAACGUGUACGUCUUGGUUACUUCAGCAACACCGCUGACCGCUUUCGUCCACCGCACAGCCUUGGUCAAACCCCACUUGGAUAAAACUAGUUAUACCACCGAGUUGCAGGUAUUCUUUAGAGAAAGACUGGGUCCUGUUCUCUCUCAUAAGGUCAUUGAGCACAUGAAUCGCAUCAUCAGUGACAUCCUGAAAGCUGCUUUAUUAACCACAAAGGACAGCAGCUCCUCAUCCAGGUGUCAGCGGUGUUUUCAAUUAAUGACCUUCUCAUUCCACUAUAAUUCCUCUCUUGAUCCGGUAGUGGUAAAGCUUCAGACUGAUCUACACUUUGACGGAAUGAAGGACCCUCACUUUGAUGGACAGAUAGCCAAGGAGUAUAUGCUGGAGGAUGUGCUGAAACUGCUUUUCCCAGGAUGCAGCAGCGAUGCCGAGGAGCCUAGUUUGCAGUUUAGAUCAAAAGAGGAGAACCAAAACCAAAAGUACGGUGACUGUGAAGGGCCAAACGGUCUGUGUCUGCCUCCAGAUGAGAUGCAUUUAUUGCAACAGUUUAAUCAGCACCUCAAAAGACCAGGACCCUUUCAGCUGCUCUAUCCUACAUGUCCUCUUCCUGACGAUCCUCAGCAUGAUCUAAUCCAGACAGAGUCCCUCAGCGCACUGGAUUAUGGAUGGAGACCAGCUCUCAUGGCUCUGCUCCAAGAGCUCAGCCUUUACUACACGAGAAAACAUCAGACUGAAAGCUUGGAUGAUCCAAAGAGCCUAGAGGCAUCAGACCCGCUGUCAAGAAAAGGGAGGUGUGUUGAUCCCCACCUGAGGCAGUUGUACACAGACCCUCCGAUGGUGCUGAUGCCAGCGUUUAAUGCACGGGAGAAGGAAUAUCGAGCCGAGGUUCCCUUUGAUGUGAUCACCAUUCGUAUCCGGCCUGAAGCAGUCAGCCCUCAUUGCCACAUUCACCUGGAUGAACAUCGUGGACCCAGGAUGGCAAACUACCCGGUUGGCCUGGGCAACAGCAGAAUCAACAUUCUGGUGAUGGACGAAUCAGAGGCUGAGCCCAUCGUCAUGACGAUAUACACUCUGUACAUAUACCGUGAAAGCAGGCCCAGUCUGCCAAUGUUUGAGGAGUAUGUGAUGUGCAGCUUCAUGCAGGACUGUGGCCUGGUGGUCAGACCAGAUCAGCCCUGCGGUUUGGAGCUCAUUCCAGGUACGAGAUCUUCAGAAGAGGCCCAGGCCUCACCUCGGCCUUGCCUCUCAGGAGAUGAACCUGGUCGUUGGGUCGUCCCAUGCCUGAGCUGUUCAGACAACAGGACUUGCGAUUGGAGAGAGGUUGCCUGGCAGCCCGACAGCUGUUAUCACCCCUUGCUCGACCAACCUCAGUUGCAAACCUGCAUGAUGGGCCGGAAGGUCCUGUUUAUCGGCGACUCCACCAAUCGAGGGAUGAUGUUCUACCUGAUGGAGAGGGUUAACACUACUCUGGAGGACUGGGACAAGGCCCAUGACACCAUCGUCUACCACAACCUGAAUCAGGGCAGAACUAUUGCCAGCUACUCCUACUACCCACAAUUCUGGCUGCCGAAGGCCCAGAGACCCACUUUCCAAAGAGCUCUGCAGCAGCUUCUAGAAAGGUCUCGACCCCUGGAGAACUCGCCUCAGACGGUGCUGGUCACUGGAGGGGUGCAGUGGCUGAACCUGAACCAUUUGAGGACCAUUAAGCAGGUUUUAGAGAGGGAGGGUCUUGAAAAAAUCAUGGUGGUGGUGAAGUCUUUAGGAAUGGGUUUCCAUCUGCCUGUGGAUGGUAUUCGCUCCCUUCCACUGAAUGGAGUGCAAGAACUGUAUAAUGUGAACAAGAAUAUUCUGGAAAGUGCCAAGCAUCUUGGAUAUGAGGUCAUUGACACUCUCAGUAUCACUAUGGGUCGUUAUAGGGAGUUUCUGCAAGGACGAUGUGCCUGCCAUUUCCAUGAGGUCUAUAAGCUUCCCUUUCCCACAGCUUCUUCCCAAAGUAAGCUAAAGAUCUUAAGUGUUGGUGGAGAAAGCAGGAAUCCGGCCAGUGAACAGACGGGGCCUCAAGAGCACGAGGAACCGCCGUCUCAACCUGACGUGUCCUACCACGUAAAGGGACCAGUGAACGCGGUGUAUUCUGAGAUCCUUCUCAGCAGGAUAUGUGUGAAUCACGCCGUCAAAGGGACCAUUCACUAACAGUGACAAAAAGACAAUUAGCGGCUGGUGACGCUUACCUGUUCGUGUUUUUCAGGUGUGUGUGUGUGUCUGUGAAUAUGUAUAUGUGUUGAGAAAUCAAUUUAAAAGGGCUAAACUAUGCACACCGAAUGGUCUGGAUCUAUGAAUCUUUGAACCAUAUGUCGGGUCAAAGUGGUAAAUUGGAGGACGAGUUGGGUAGGUGUCUGUUUGCACAU
Carassius auratus (goldfish) is the source of this 3670-nucleotide messenger RNA. RefSeq names its product cadherin-like and PC-esterase domain-containing protein 1. The transcript is spliced from 21 exons. The record is from RefSeq and is a predicted model, not a curated record. The coding region runs from base 489 to 3455 and encodes 988 amino acids. Lineage: Eukaryota; Metazoa; Chordata; Actinopteri; Cypriniformes; Cyprinidae.